This is a messenger RNA of Rhagoletis zephyria (snowberry fruit fly), 375 nucleotides long. RefSeq lists its product as uncharacterized. The record is from RefSeq and is a predicted model, not a curated record. NCBI's taxonomy places the organism in Eukaryota, Metazoa, Arthropoda, Insecta, Diptera, Tephritidae.
AUGUUCACCAACGGCGCGGAUUAUGCACUCGCGAGAAAAUUAAAUAGCCUGGACGAUAACGAAUUGCGCUUGCUCGACACCAGUGAUAGACUCAUGAUAAUGCGCGAGAAAAUAAAGGAAAACCUGUGUGAAUCCUACAAGACAAAUGCGCCACGUUACAAUAAAAGAAUCCGUGAGGUGCGUUUUAGUCCGGGCCAAGAGGUUUAUAAACGCAACUUUGUGCUAAGCGAUUUUAAACCAAAUGUAAACGCGAAAUUUAGCAGAAAGUUUACGAAGUGUCGCGUAACAAAAGCGCUUGGCAAUAACAUGUACCUGUUGGAGUCACUUACGGGAAAGAGCCUGGGAGCAUGGCAUGCCAAGGAUAUAAAGCAAUAA